AUGUAAAAUAAAAACGGAACAUAUACAAAGUCAAAAUAUAGUUCAUCAAUGAGUGUAUAAAGUGUGGAUAAUAGAGUGAGAUACUCUUAAGCUCCAGAGGAAUUGGGAAAGAGGGCAAGAUUACCACUAGAUAUAACAGUGUUUGUAAUGGCAGUAGAAGUAGAAAGAUUGUAAAGAGAAAAUAGUUAACUGAAAUCAGAGCUACAAUAAAAUAGUGAUAGUAAUUUGGAUAGAGUAUAAUAUGAGAGUUAAAUAAGAGAUUUAAUGGAUAAGAUAAGAGUGUAAAACAAGUAAUAAAUUAUAGUUAUUUAUAGUUCUUAGAGUACUUUAUUGAUUGAUAUCGAGAAACUAUAAAGAUAAGUAUAAGAUUUAGAAGAUUAACUUAGAAGAUAAUAGUAAUCAUAAAAAGAAUUUGAUCCAAAUUGGAGAACAAAAUUAAGUCAAGCUGAGCUAUAAUUGGCAGCAUUUUAGAAGUAACUGAACUAAUAAGUGAAUCUAUUUGGUGGUUAAAGUGCAGAUUAAGUAAUGAGAGAGUUGGAAGAAUUAAGAAGAAAGAAAUUACAAUUUGAUGAUUUAUCAAGAUAAAUGAAUGGAAGGAAUGUUAGUAAUAUAAGUAAAUUAAAAUAGAUGAAUUAUUGAGAGAAAUGGAUGAUUUAAGAAGAAAAUAGAUGUCAGUUGAAGAUACUAGUGUUUUAAGAUAGUAAUUAAUUUAAUCUUAAAAUCGUGUAAGAUAAUUAGAGUAAAAAUUAACAGAGAUGGAUUCUUAUGUAUCAACAAUAGAAUCUGAUUUAAAUCGAUUUGAAUCAGAAAAUAAAAGAUUAACAAUAAGUAUGUCUUCAAAGAUCUAAACUGAGAAUAAUGAAGCAGUUUUAUUAAGAAACGAAAUAACUAAACUUAAUAAUGAAAUAAGUAAAUUAUGGUCAGACAAUGAAACUCUUGUUCUUGAAAUAGAUUCUUUAUAAAUGAAAAUUCGAACUUUGAGUGAAGAUGAAUUAAGGAGAUUAAGAAAUGAAUUAAAUAGACUUUAAGAGUAAAAUAAUUAAUUGGAAUCUUAAAUUAUACGUUUAUAAUCUUAGAAUUAAUCAUUAAUGUCAGAAAUAUCUUAACUUAAUAUGACUAUUGAAUAAAAUUAAUAUGCAAUUAGUGAUGCAAAUAAAUAGAAAUAUAUCUUCGAUGAAUACAAGGAGAAAAUAAGACAAUUCGAAUUAAAAUUUUAAGAACUUUAAUUACAAAAUGAAAGAUUAAGAUAAUAAGAUCAUAAAGUUGCUGUUUUAACAACAGAAAUAGAACGAUUAAAUAAUUUAAUAAAAUAAUUAAAUACAGAUACUGAUGAAUGGAAAUAAAAGUAUUAACGAAUAGAAUUAGCUUUAAUGGAUUAUAGAUAAAUCGAAAAAACUAAUAGAGAUGCUGCUUCUAAGAGUGAACUACUUUUAGAUGAAAUAGAAAGAUUAAAGAAAAUCUUAGAAUAAAAAUAAUUUGAUAUGGAUAAAUUAAUAAGAUAAUAUGAUGUUAUCUAAUCUUAAAUUAGUACUUAUUAAAUUAAUGCCAAUUCUCAUGUAAGUAGAAUCUAAGAAUAUGAAUCAUCUCAAAGAGAAACUAGUGUUAUUGUGUAAGAUAAUGAAAGAUUAAAGAGAUAACUUUAAUAGUAUUAAUAAUCGAUAUCUGUUCUGUAAACAUAAGUUUAGGAAUAAACUUAAAAGAAUUAACAACUUAUAACUUAACAACAAUAAAUUUAUUCGAUGAAUAAUAAUAAUGGAGAAAUAGAUAAAUUAAAAAGAUAAAUUCAUGAAUAUGAAAAUAAGAUCGCAAUGUUAUCUCUAGAACUUUCACGAAUUAGAACCUCUAAAUAGAAUACUAAUUAAUUUGAUAAAUCUGAUAAAGUAAUGGAACUCUUAUCUAUAAUUGUUAUGAUGUCUGCUGAACUUGAUAAUCUUAGAGGAAUUACAUACGAAAAAAGUACUGUGUAAUCAUAAAGAUUAUAAGACAAUACUUCUUAAUCAGUCCGUUCUCAAUCAAUAAAUAAUUAAUAGGCUAAUUAUUCAUACAGUAGUUGGAAACAGAAAUGA
Molecule: messenger RNA, 2066 nt
Organism: Paramecium sonneborni
Lineage: Eukaryota; Ciliophora; Oligohymenophorea; Peniculida; Parameciidae
Source: the annotation of a GenBank genome assembly